ACAGAAGAAGAACCGCAUCCGACGGAAGCAGAGAGAGUAAACAAACACCGAUGGACCCGGAACAGUUCUGGUUCUGAACCCAGCUUCAGCAUGGAGAGUCCGGAGUUAUCUUUUACUUUAGCUUACCUAGUUCUUUCUGUCUGCUUCGUGUUUACUCCGGACGAGUUCCGGGCCGCCGGGCUGACCGUCCAGAACCUGUUCUCCUCCUGGCUGGGCAGCGAGGAUGUCGGCUUCAUCCAGUACCACCUCCGGAGGACCAGCUGUACCGUCCUGGUCCACUCUGCUCUGCCUUUAGGUCAGAUGAGUGACAACUGGAGGGCUUUUCUUCUUCUGUCUCUCUGCCUCCACGUCUUCAGCUGGAUGCUGGUCAUCUACUGGUCCCUCUGGGGCUGGCACCAUCAUCCCAUAAGCAGGGCGUUGCAGGCUCACGUCAGGCCUGCUCUUCCCAGCUGGGGCUCUGUUGCAGUCAGCGUCAACACAGAGUUCAGAAGAAUAGACAAGUUUGCAGCUGGAGYCCCGGGAGCCAGAGUUCUUGUCACAGACAGCUGGGUGUUAAAGGUCACAACUUAUUACGUCUACAUGGCCUUACAGAGUGAAUGUCAUGUGACUGUGACACAGUCCAGACAGCAUCAGCUAAGUCCUGAAUCAACCUCCCCCAUACAGCUGUUGACCCUGAGAGUAGAAAGCAUCAACCCUGCAGUCAGAUCUUUCAACAUUAGCCUUAACACUACAGAUUACGCUGAUCUCAGGGUGAUGCUCCAUGCUCCCAUCAGAACAUCUCCUAAUGUUGUGAUCCACCAAACCAUCAGCGACCUCUUCCUGGAAACCUUCAAAGCUCAGGUGGAGCUGAAUCAACCGUAYACACUUCCCAGUGGACAGGAAGUGGAGCCCUGUAUCGGCUGCAUGCAAGCUCCUGCAGGCACCAAGCUGGUCCGACUCUGCCAGGCUGCAGGAGUGGACAAUGCAUCAGAGUGCCAGAUGUGUUUCUGCAGACCAAUGUGGUGUUUGAUGUGUUUGGGACGAUGGUUUGCAAGUCGCCAAGACCAGCAAAGACCAGAGACCUGGUUGUCUACCAGAGUUCCCUGUCCCACCUGUAGAGCCAAAUUUUGUAUCCUAGACAUCUGUGUUGUUCAGUGAMAAAUAUAUAUAAAUAAACCCAGAAGGACGUUUAGAGCUUGAGAUAAGCYGCUGGUGUGUUUUCUAACAUAUUGAGCAAUAAACCCAUGAAAGAGUGGACAUUC
Austrofundulus limnaeus is the source of this 1241-nucleotide messenger RNA. RefSeq names its product transmembrane protein 129, E3 ubiquitin protein ligase (gene tmem129). Gene Ontology annotation, biological process: protein ubiquitination. Gene Ontology annotation, molecular function: ubiquitin protein ligase activity. Lineage: Eukaryota; Metazoa; Chordata; Actinopteri; Cyprinodontiformes; Rivulidae. Gene Ontology annotation, cellular component: endoplasmic reticulum; membrane. The record is from RefSeq and is a predicted model, not a curated record.